CUCUUGUGUGAGAAUUGAGAUUCUCACGCCAGGGUCAAAUUAAGCCAAAACGAAAAGUUUCUAUUAUGGCAACUAACUAUGCUUCAGUCUUUUUCUUUCUUGUGUUCUCUGUGGCCACGCUUGAAAUGCACGUAGCACAUAACAUUGAGGCACCUCCAACAUUAUUCAUAUUUGGAGACUCAACUGUUGAUGUUGGAACCAACAAUUUCCUUAAUAAUUCUGGAGCAAAGGCCAAUGUUCCCUAUUAUGGUAUUGAUUUUUAUAAUUCAAUCCCCACCGGAAGGUUCAGCAAUGGCUUUAACACUGCUGACCAAAUUGCGAGGCAAUUCGGUUAUCGCACGAGUCCACCGCCAUUUUUGGCUUUGGAGAAAUUUCCAUACAGUUUCAAGCAGAGCAUUCUUGGGGGUGUAAAUUUUGCUUCAGCCGGAUCAGGAAUUCGCAGAGAAACAGGGCAAAAACAAUGGGGAGAAGUGGUUUAUCUUGGAAAGCAGGUGGAACAAUUUGCAUUGGUCCGUUGCAACAUCAGUGAGAUAUUAGGGCCAGCAAAAGCUGCUAGUUUUGUAUCCAAGGCUUUGUUUAUCUUUAGCGUUGGUAGCAACGACCUCUUUGACUUUGCAAGUAACGAUAGUGACAUUCAUUUGGGCAAGGAACAAUAUUUGCGUCUUCUACAACUCAACUAUGGCUUCUAUAUAAGGAAACUAUAUGACUUAGGGGCUCGAAAAUUUGGCAUCCUAAGCGUUUCAACCAUAGGGUGUUGUCCUGCCAUAACCUUUGCCAACGGAGGGAACUGUGUGAAACCAUUGAAUGACUUCGCUGUCGCGUUCUACAGUGGAACUCGAACUCUUUUGCAAAAGUUGAGUUCAGAGUUGAAAGAUUUUGAGUACUCACUCGCCGACACUUUCUCAAUGACGACAACAUUGUUGAAAGACCCAUCAUCCUUUGGGUUGAACGAAACAAAGUCUGCGUGUUGCGGAAUUGGAAGGUUCAACGGAGAGGGUCCAUGCUUAAAAGGCUUAAACGCCACACUCUGCGCGAAUCGUACCGAUUACUUGUUUUGGGAUUGGUUUCAUCCAACGGAAAGUGCUUCGGAGUUGGCAGCAAAGAUUGUGUUUGGGGGAGGGCCUGAGUUUGUGUUUCCCGUGAACUUCAGACAAUUAGUUGGUUCAAAAUAUUAACAUGUCUAAUUAGGGGAUGAUGUUUCGAUUACAUGAAAAUUAAAUAAAAAUAAUUACCUAGGCAUCUCUAAAUAUUUGCCAUAGGAUUUUAA
Molecule: messenger RNA, 1267 nt
Organism: Lotus japonicus
Lineage: Eukaryota; Viridiplantae; Streptophyta; Magnoliopsida; Fabales; Fabaceae
Product: GDSL esterase/lipase At5g55050-like
Exons: 5
Coding region: 66-1175 (369 amino acids)
Molecular function (GO): hydrolase activity, acting on ester bonds
Source: RefSeq, a predicted model, not a curated record